This is a messenger RNA of Dipodomys ordii (Ord's kangaroo rat), 3620 nucleotides long. RefSeq names its product formin 1 (gene Fmn1). NCBI's taxonomy places the organism in Eukaryota, Metazoa, Chordata, Mammalia, Rodentia, Heteromyidae. Gene Ontology annotation, biological process: actin nucleation. Gene Ontology annotation, cellular component: endoplasmic reticulum membrane; nucleus; actin filament. The transcript has 18 exons. The record is from RefSeq and is a predicted model, not a curated record. Bases 1 to 3606 code for a protein of 1201 amino acids. Gene Ontology annotation, molecular function: microtubule binding.
AUGGAAGGCACUCACUGCACCCUCCAAUUACAUGCGCCUAUUACUGAACUCUGCUACAUCAGCUUCUAUCUUCCAAGGGGGGAAGCCAGAGGAUUUUCAUACAAGGGCACUGUAACUCUAGACAGAUCCAAUAAAGGCUUCCAGAACUGCUACCAAGUUCGGGAGGGAUCAGACAUCUCCAGCCUUACCCAGCAUCCCAACGAACAGAUAGGUGACAUAUUUUUCAAGCAGACUCCCACAAAAGACAUUCUCACUGAGCUGUAUAAACUCACAGCAGAGAAGGAGAGGCUGCUGGCCAAUCUGCUGAGCUCAGACCACAUCCUGGGCAUUUCUUCGGGGAGCCAAGGGGGGAAGCUGUCCGAGCUGCCUGUGAGCCUGGUCCCUGAGGACGGCUGUGUGCAGAGUGCUGGUGACUGGCUCGGUGAGCUGCCUGCGAGCUCUCUCAGUAAGAGGAGCAGCCACGGCAGGAGGAGAGAGAGCUCAGAAGCCUUCCUGCAGAAGAGAAAGAGGAGGAAAGGGAGUGGCCGCCAGAAAACAGCUCUUCAGAUGGGAAAGGACCAGAUCUGCUCCAGCAAUUCCUUUCCUCUUUCUCCAACAAAACCGAAUCUACGGCUCCUAAAGGAAAGAGGAAACUUGGUCCCAAAUGGAGCAUUUACCCACGCCCUACAGAGGAGAGAGAGCUGCCCUGCAGAUAUCCCCAGGAUACUGGGUGCAGACCUUGGCUCUGGCAGCUUCAGGAGGGCCUCAGAGGGCUCCGGGCUUGGAAGAGAAGUGCUUCCUGCAGACAGCAGACCCACAGAGGCAAGAGACGACUGUGUUCAAAAGCAGCCAAGGAGCACUGGCGAGCUGGAGCCUCAACAAACAAAUUUGCCUGACGGCCAGGAGGAAGGCAAGAAGCCUCCCGAGGCAGAGAGGUACAGGGCAGGGAAGUGCAAGUUCAAGUCCAAGUCAGUAGAUCGGACUUGCAGGAGGAAACCUGUUUUGAAAGUGGUGGCCAGGAUCCAGGAACCUGCUACACAUGGGCAACAUGUGGUUAGGACCCAUCCUGAAGGUGAAGGGUGGAUUGACAUUUGCCCAGAGGCCCAACAUCAGUUUAUACCCCAAGAAACUUUGCUCACCCUCCCAGAAGCCGAGGCUAGGGCUGACGGUUCCAGCUGGCAGGGCCAGGAGAAGCAAGGGGACAGGUCAUCACAGUCCUCGGUGGAAGAAACAGCCUCUGCUUCUGCGUGUCCAGCCAGUGCUGAAGGGGCUGUGAACAAGGUUCUCCUGAAGGUGAUAGAGAGGGACAGGCUAGCUGAAACCACAGAGGGGAGAAGGCUGGGCUUGGCCUCCGACACCAGGGCCACCCACGGCUUCCUGGACGCCCGAAGCCAGAGGAGGCCUGGUCUGCCUCAGAGCGGCCUCAGACCCUUGUCUCUGGACCUGCCCCACCCCGUGGGUGCUGACUCCUCACCACCCACAGCGCCAGCAGCGGCUCCUGGCAUGGGAUUUAAUAAUUCAUCCCCUCAGUCCAGCAUACACAAACGGCUGUCACCUGUUCCCUUGCCGCCCCCUCCAAGACACCCCCGCCCUCAGCUUCAUCACCGGAUCCUCCAGCUUCCCCCGCUGCCCAGCGAGCGGGACCCUGCGUUUAAUGACUCUCCCCAUAGAAAGAGCGGAGUCUCCUCUGGGUUGCCCUCUGCUGCCACCUUGGAGCAAGCAUCCUCUGCAAAGGUCACGGAGACUGGUCAGGGAGCCUGGCCAGCAUCCUUCAGCGUGGGACAACCUGGACCGCUGCCCGGGGGACCCUUGGAAAAGAUCUUGGAGCUAGAGAAGACUACAGCUCAGCUGGAGCACCAGCCACCUCCAGGUUACUCCACAGACGGCUUUUCCUGGGACUCCUUCAAUGAGCAGACAACCAGAGACCUUCCCAACAGAGAUGGAGGUGACUGGGUCCUGGGUUACAGAGCAGGACCACCCUGCCCAUUUCUGCUGCAUGAGGAGAGAGAAAAGCCACACAGAAGUGAUUUGUACUUGGAUCUCAACCCGGACCAGAGCCCUACGGAGCUGGACGACAGGACUCCAGGCAGACUCCAGGCUGUCUGGCCCCCGCCCAGGACAAAGGACACAGAAGAGAAAGUGGGACUGAAGUAUACGGAAGCAGAAUACCAAGCUGCUAUUUUGCACUUGAAGAGGGAACACAAAGAAGAAGUUGAAAACCUGCAGCCGCCGCCCCCCGGCCUGUUCUUCGGACCCAGCUCCUCUCCCAGCCAGGGCCCGCGGAAGCCCGCCGUGGAGCCCGGCUGCCCCAUGAAGCCCCUGUACUGGACUCGAAUCCAGAUCAGCGAUCGGAGCCAAAAUGCUACACCAACUUUAUGGGAUUCCUUAGAAGAACCUAAUAUUCGGGACACUAGUGAAUUUGAGUAUUUAUUUUCCAAAGAGACAACUCAUCAGAAGAAAAAACCUCUGUCAGAAACCUACGAAAAGAAAAACAAGGUUAAAAAGAUCAUCAAGUUAUUGGAUGGAAAACGGUCUCAAGCUGUGGGAAUCUUGAUAUCUAGUUUACAUUUAGAAAUGAAGGAUAUUCAGCAAGCCAUCUUUACCGUGGAUGAGUCCGUGGUUGACUUGGAGACCCUGGCGGCCUUAUACGAAAAUCGAGCCCAAGAGGAUGAAUUGGUUAAAAUAAGGAAGUACUAUGAGACGUCCACAGACGAGAACCUGAAGCUGCUGGACAAGCCUGAGCAGUUUUUACAUGAGUUAGCUCAGAUCCCUAAUUUUGCCGAACGUGCCCAGUGCAUAAUCUUCAGAUCUGUGUUCUCUGAGAGCAUCAACUCUUUACACCGGAAGAUUGAGAUUGUCACGCGAGCCUCUGAGGGCCUGUUGAGCAUGAAGAGUGUGAAGGACAUCCUGGCUCUCAUCCUGGCCUUUGGAAAUUACAUGAAUGGAGGGAACAGGACCCGAGGACAAGCAGAUGGCUACAGCCUAGAAAUUCUGCCCAAACUCAAGGAUGUCAAGAGUCGGGAUAAUGGAAUUAAUCUGGUGGAUUAUGUUGUGAAGUAUUACCUGCGUUACUACGAUCAGGAAGCCGGGACCGAAAAGAGUGUCUUCCCCUUGCCUGAGCCACAAGACCUCCUUCUGGCCUCCCAGGUCAGGUUCGAAGACCUCGUGAAAGAUUUAAGAAAGCUGAAGAGGCAACUGGAAGCAUGUGAGCAACAGAUGGUGGUGGUGUGCAAGGAGUCUCCAAAGGAGUUCCUCCAGCCGUUCAAGAGCAGACUGGAAGAGUUCUUCCAGAAAGCCAAAAAAGAGCAUAAAGCGGAAGAAGCUCACUUGGAGAAAGCACAGAAAAGUUUUGAAACAACGGUGGGAUAUUUUGAGAUGAAGCCAAAGGCUGGUGAGAAGGAGAUCACACCCAGCUACGUGUUUACCGUGUGGUAUGAGUUCUGCAGCGACUUCAAGACGAUCUGGAAACGAGAGAGUAAAAACAUAUCUAAAGAAAGAUUGAAAAUGGCUCAGGCAUCAGUCAGCAAGUUGACAGCAGAGAAGAAAGUGGAGACCAAGAAGAUCGACCCCGCCGCUAGCCUGAAAGAGAGACUGCGUCAGAAGGAAGCUAGCGUGACCACCCACUAGGACGCGGAGCGGCU